UAUUUCUCGGCUUCUUGUUCUGUGUUAUUCCAAUGUGAAUUUACCCGGGAGUUCGGCUCCCAGUGCCCCCAAGAAUUCCACCCUCAAUACAGGAAAACGAGACCAGCGUAGAAGAAUCAAACUCAAUCCACUCCCUCCAAUUCAUUGUGCUUUCCCGGGAUCUCGCUCCAGGAGGCUCCGACCGUCUACUCCGCCGGCGCCGCCAGAUCGGAGUUCUUCACCAUGAUUAAGAUUCCAUAUCUCACCGCCUUGACAACAUACUUCAGCUACGGCCUCCUCUUCGCAUUCGGCCAGUUGCGCGAUUUCUUCCGUAAGUGUAUCGACUGGUGGUCGAAGAGCAACCUCCAGGGGUAUGCUCCGAUUUGCUUGGGGCUCGAGGAUUUCUACAUUCGGAGACUUUAUUUACGAAUUCAGGAUUGCUUUAACAGACCAAUAUCAAGCUCCCCGGAUGCCUGGUUUGAUGUGGUGGAGCGCAUCUCCAAUGACUACAACAAGACCUUGAAGCGGACAACAAGAGUUAAUAGGUGCCUUAACUUGGGAUCAUAUAACUACCUGGGGUUCGCAGCAGCUGAUGAAUACUGCACGCCUCGUGCCAUUGAAUCGUUGAAGAAAUUCUCACCAAGCACUUGUAGUUCUCGUGUUGAUGGAGGUACCACCACAUUGCACGCUGAAUUGGAGGAGAGUGUGGCAAAGUUUAUUGGAAAGCCAGCUGCUGUAGUUUUUGGCAUGGGUUAUGUGACUAAUGCUGCAAUUCUUCCUGUAUUGGUGGGGAAGGGAAGUCUAAUCAUAAGUGAUUCUCUGAACCAUAACUCUAUAGUAAAUGGUGCUCGAGGGUCUGGAGCCACUAUUCGGGUUUUCCAGCAUAAUAUGCCCUGCCAUUUGGAGAAAGUUCUGAGGGAUCAGAUUGCAGAAGGACAGCCCAGAACACACAGACCUUGGAAAAAGAUCAUCGUUGUGGUGGAGGGAAUCUACAGCAUGGAAGGGGAAAUUUGCAAACUUCCUGAAAUUGUUUCAGUCUGCAAGAAAUACAAGGUAUACAUUUAUCUAGAUGAAGCACACAGCAUCGGAGCUGUUGGAAAAACUGGAAGGGGUGUCUGUGAACUCUUAGGCGUUGAUACUGCUGAUAUAGAUGUCAUGAUGGGAACUUUCACAAAAUCAUUUGGAUCAUGUGGUGGCUACAUUGCAGGAUCUAAGGAUCUUAUUGACUACUUGCGAUACACAUGCCCAGCCCACCUUUAUGCUACAUCUAUAUCACCACCUGCUGCGCAGCAAAUUAUUUCUUCCAUUAAGGUUAUUCUUGGAGAAGAUGGUUCUAGCAGAGGGGCUUUAAAACUGGCCAAAAUCCGUGAGAACAGCAAUUUUUUCAGGUCAGAACUGCAGAAAAUGGGUUUUGAGGUUCUGGGUGAUAACGAUUCUCCCAUCAUGCCUGUAAUGCUUUACAAUCCAGCUAAAAUUCCUGCUUUUUCAAGGGAGUGCCUCAAACGAAACGUGGCUGUUGUGACAGUUGCUUUUCCGGCCACUCCUUUACUGUUGGCUCGAGCUCGCAUUUGCAUCUCUGCUGCUCAUACAAGGGAAGAUCUUGUCAGAGCAUUAGAGGUUGGCUUAUCACAGAGACUUCCAAACUUGUGCUUCAUUUGCUUAGCAAGUUGAAUCUUUUUUACAAGAGUGCAGUGACGGCAUGGAUAAUGGAUGGCAUGCAGUGGUCCUGGAGGGAUUCAGCAGCUGCGGUUUUCAACCAAAGAAAAUGACUGGUUUGUGGUGGAUACAUUCAGGUACUAACCUCCCCCAAAAAUACCUUCUUCCAUGUUUUGACAUUUAUCAUGUCGCAACUAGAAAACAGUUUAACAAGACAAAGAAACAUGUGGGGUUGGGGGAAUGGGAAACCUUAAUCUUGUAGAAUUUGGACUGUACAUGCAUGCCUUAGCUUCCUGGAUGAUCUUGACGACAUAAAUUUAUACUUGUGCAAAGGGAAUUUAAUUUGAAGAAAUCAAUUUGAAUUAAGAUCUCUAGAUCGAUAUGAUUUUAUUACUGUGAUUUUGAAUUCUUGGAAAAUCUUGGGUGCUUUUGGAUUUCUUUCUUUUUCUUUUUUAAAUUGAAAACAAUUGUUUUUAUGUGAUAUUUUUUUAGUGAAAGAAACUAUUUACAUACAGCAAACAUGGUUCUUGGAUAUAUAUGUUGCUGGCCAAUCGAGGGAACUUGCAAUAAUUGUCAUGUGUAGUCACUAAUUAUUUCUGUUUUAUAAUUUUAAGUUAUCAUCGCCCUGAAUUUUAAAGAUUAGACUGUCAAGUCACUUAGAGUCUCUAGAGCGUUAAAAUUAAAUAAUAGAACCAAAAUACAGUAAAUAUAGAAUAUGCAUAUAUAUAUAUAUGAGAGAGAGAGAAAGGGGGAUUUAAUGUAGAUUGAUGCAAGAAAAGGACAGCACAGAUGAAGAACCAGGGUUGUUUCUACUGCUCUUUCACUAACAGAUUUCGUUAAUUUUAUUAACUGAUGAGCAAAAUAAAGCUUGAUAGGGAAAUGUCACCAUCUCCAUCUUCUUCUUCAAAAUUAUGACACUGCCUCAUUUCCUUUCCCACCAUUCUCUUGCCUCGAAUCUAGUGUUUUUAUUCAGUAAAUUAUUCACUGUUGAAAAUAAUGUAAUUCACUUCAGUAAAUAUAUAUAUUUACCUAUGGGUGUUAACAUAACAUUAUUCACUCUCAUACUUAAUCACUUAGUUCACACAACACACAUUCUUAGCCAUGCUUUAGAUUCUGGUGAAGAUGCAAUAGUGGCAUCAAAUCAUGUACAGACAACAGUCUGCAAAUAGGGGCAUUGAAUUAAUACAAAUAAAGAAUCCCACAACUAACUGUAAUAACAGAUUCAGAUUCUCACACCCGCAUAUAUAUGCAUAAAAUAUUAUCAUUAAAUGCAUGAUGGAUCAUACUGACAGUCAU
This is a messenger RNA of Andrographis paniculata, 2931 nucleotides long. RefSeq names its product long chain base biosynthesis protein 2a-like. Gene Ontology annotation, biological process: ceramide biosynthetic process; sphingosine biosynthetic process. The record is from RefSeq and is a predicted model, not a curated record. Gene Ontology annotation, molecular function: serine C-palmitoyltransferase activity; pyridoxal phosphate binding. The coding region runs from base 223 to 1650 and encodes 475 amino acids. Lineage: Eukaryota; Viridiplantae; Streptophyta; Magnoliopsida; Lamiales; Acanthaceae. Gene Ontology annotation, cellular component: serine palmitoyltransferase complex. The transcript is spliced from 14 exons.